AUGAGUCAAAAAGUUCAUGCAAAAGCAGAAUCUAUAACCUGCAAGUGCAACGUUUGCUCUGCUCCUUGUUCAUCUUGUAUGCACCUUAGUAUUGCUCAAAUGGGAUUAAAAAGUGACUACUUUUAUGAAACUGAUCCUGUUGCUGUGGCAAGUCUGCCCUCUGUCAACAAGGAUACAACAGGUGAUAGCUUACAACAUACCCAGCGUGAAGCAGACAAUUUACUCAGUGUCAAUUCAAAUCACGAUUCUUACUCCGAACAUAUAGAAACUAAAGCAACUAUAAGGCCAUCUGGUGUAUUUGAUGAACUAGAAGAUGUUGGGAUUCAAAGGACCUUCUCAAAUAAAUAUGAUGGUUUCAAAAGUGUUGAAGGCCAUGAUGAUAAUAUUUCUUCUGCUAGUAGAUCCAAUGAUGCAAAUAACAACAAUUUAGAUAUUAAGGAUUCAUCUCUUAGUUCAUUGUCUGUUUGUAGUUUGGGAUCCAAAAAGCUUCUUUCCAUAAAGGAGGAAGAUGCUGCUAUUAAUUCACUGAGGAUACAAAGUCCGUAUUCACAUUCUCAAAGUGGCAAAUUUGCUAUUGGAGGCAGUUCUGAGAUAUCUGCCAAAAUUCAGAAGUGCGAAGCAGAUAUCGACAACAAUAGUAGUGUCCUGCUAGGUAAUGGUGGUAAAAGUUUGAAUGAAGGCGAGCAAGAUGAGUCGACUGAGUUUGUUGAAUUACCUGAGAAGGAGUUUCCUUUGCAAGCACUUUCUGCAGAUGAGGAUUAUGAAUCGGAUGCUUCGGACGAUGUUAAAGUAUGUGAUAUUUGUGGGGAUGCAGGACAAGAAGAUUUGCUAGCUAUAUGUAGCAAGUGCUCUGAUGGGGCAGAGCACAAUUAUUGUAUGCGAGAAAUGCUUGAGAAAGUUCCUGAAGGUUAUUGGCUUUGUGAAGAAUGCAAGCUUGUUGAGGAGACUGAAUCCCAAAAGCAAGAAACUGCACGUUCUCCUUCUGGUUCACAACUACAAGCACCAAAGGGUAAAUCCAAUUCAUUCAAUAGUUUAAACUCCAAACGGAAAGUGAAGGUGGUAGAUGAAGUUGUACUUCAGAAACAGAAAAAUGCUAGAGAACAUGAAUCCCUUGAUAGCAGGGAGGAACGCAGAAUGAUUAACAAUUCCUUGUCAUUUAAAUACACUAACACAGGAAAGUUGAAUACCGGAGAAUCAAAGUGUAAAAGGCUAUCAUCUAAAUAUCUUCAUGUUCAAGAUCAGAAAGGAUCAAAGAUAGAUGGAGAGCAGAUAUCAUUAGAAAGGAAAAGUUCCUCAAAGUUGGAUCGCUCGGAUUGUACUGUCUCCAUACACAAGGUUGAUAAGAAACUGACACCUCGCUCUGACAUAAUUUUCCAUUCAUCUGCAAGCAACUACAAAGAAACUAAGGUUGCUCAGUCUGAUGGAAAAAAAAGUACUUUAUCAAAAUCUACCAGAAAUCUAGAUCGCAAAGCUGUAGAAAGUGCAGUUACUUCUGAUGUGGUGGUUCCAUCAACCGAUGGAUGUAUGCCUUUUGAACUGAAGUUAAACCAACUAAGCCGAAUGGAGGAACCAUCAUCAAGUUCUUCAUGGAUAGCUGAGAAGCAACAUAAUAUUUCAGAUGCGCCAUCUCUGUCAUUAGAUUCAACAAAUCAAAGUGAAAAAUCUAGGGAGAGCUGUGUUAGUCGCUCCUCAAAAAGUGUUCCGUGUCUAAAAUGCAAAGAAAUGAGUCAUACAGUUGACUCUUGUCCAAUUUCUAAAGCUUCUGGUGCUGAUCGGUCUGAUCCAAGGACACCUAGGGAGGACAUAUAUAAUGGCAAUAAGUUAAAAGCUGCAAUUGAAGCAGCUAUCCGUUUGAGGCCUGGAAUACGUGACAGAGCAUCUCACGUUCCAUCAUCAAUUUCUAAUAAGACAAAGAAUAUGAUUCCUGUUGAAGGUAUUCAUGAAGGGCAAGAAAAUCUUCAUAAUCAGGCUUCCAUUGGUAAUAUCAAACAGCUUAAUUCACAUUCCACUGAUGCUGUCUCUGCGGUUUCUUCUGCUACCAAUCUUUCAAUGAGAGAGAUAUCCAUCCCUCCUUUAGCCUUGAGGUCUGCUGUCUCAAACAGUUCUGCCAUCCCGGAACAUGAAUGCAUCUGGCAAUGUUUCUCAAAUGAGAUAAAUCAUUGGAAAACUUCCGGGUUUUCUACUGAAAUUCAAGCCCAUCUCUCAACACUUGCAUCACCUAAAGUGCUUGAAGUUGUCAACUCUUUUCCCCACAAAGUUUCCUUGAAUGAAAUACCUUGCUUGAGCACUUGGCCGACACACUUUCAUGACAGUGGUCCUAAAGAAGAUAAUAUAGCUCUGUAUUUCUUUGCCAAGGACCGUGAAAGUUAUGAGAACUACAAGGUCCUUCUGGAUACCAUGGUCAAGAAUGACUUUGCUCUCAAGGGAGCUUUUGAAGGUGUUGAACUGUUGAUAUUCCCAUCCAACCAACUUCCUGAAAAUUGCCAGCGGUGGAAUGCAUUAUUAUUCCUUUGGGGUGUCUUCAAGGGAAGAAGAGCAAACUCUUCUAAUUUCAUGAAGAGUGUACGCAAUCCUGAUGAUAUGUCUCAGCCGGUAGAUGAUAAAUCAGCUGCAUGUGAUAGUACUUGCAAUGUUGUCCCAGUAAUCAGUGCUGUUGAAAAAGCAUGUAUCUCAACAGAGAGAGUUGAUGAUAACAAGGUCUCUUCUUUUGAGCAGGCAUACGUGGGAAUAAAAGCAAAAUCGGAGGAGCAAGAUGGUAAAGUUGACACCAAAAUCUUGCCGAUAAUUGCAACAAGCAGCGCACAGGUGCAUCCAGAAACAAAUUGCAAUAGUCCUUCUGCAAUGUGCUCUUCUGUCGAUGAUGAGAGCAAAGUUCCAGAUUGUAGAUCCGACACAUAUCUCAAACCUAGCCUUCAGGCUACUGAAACCAAUAGUGGUUCUGUCAGAGUUGAGAAAGAGGAAAUGGAUGUCCAAGAAGAUUAUCCACUUUCAAAAAAUUGCCCUACUGAAAAGCAAAUGGCAGUUAUGGUGGGGGAAAUUGAUGGUGGUUCUGUUAAAAUUAGGGAUCCGAUGGAUGAUGUGGGUGCCGAUGGAAAAACUUCUUCAAAGAGAGAUCUUGAUUGUGAAGGAAGCGAUAAUAAAAUGCUGAAGACAGGUUUCUGUGGGAUAAAUCAAUUUAAUAGUGUUAGAGAUCAAGGUCCGUCUGGUUAUAGUUUAGCAUCAGAUAGACAUGAUCCAUGGUCCGCCUCUUUUGUCGAAAAGAAGAAAUGUGACAUUGCUUGUGAAAACGAAGUUAUCCCCAAGGACAUUGGAAGUAGCGAAGGGUGUUUUUAUCCCGUGGUUUCACAUCGUGCAAGGGAACUUCAGUUGAGGGACAACUCUAAACCGUGGAAGGAGCUCUCUAUAGAAGACAAGGACCGAGUUCACGACGCAUAUCCUAAUCUUGAGCUAGCAUUAGGGGCUGAGACUAUACCACAAAACAGAGGGAUCUCGCCUUUCGUUGUUGGAACAGUAGACGACAAGGUAACCGGAAAAGAAAAGGAGGAGGAUGCAUCUGCCUCACUUUCCCUUUCCCUCUCAUUUCCAUGUCCAGAAAAGGAAUAG
Molecule: messenger RNA, 3603 nt
Organism: Hibiscus syriacus
Lineage: Eukaryota; Viridiplantae; Streptophyta; Magnoliopsida; Malvales; Malvaceae
Source: RefSeq, a predicted model, not a curated record